This is a messenger RNA of Zophobas morio, 1406 nucleotides long. RefSeq names its product regulator of microtubule dynamics protein 1-like. Bases 235 to 1272 code for a protein of 345 amino acids. Gene Ontology annotation, cellular component: mitotic spindle pole; mitochondrion; cytoplasm. Gene Ontology annotation, molecular function: microtubule binding. Lineage: Eukaryota; Metazoa; Arthropoda; Insecta; Coleoptera; Tenebrionidae. The transcript is spliced from 5 exons. The record is from RefSeq and is a predicted model, not a curated record.
AUAGUAAAAUAGUUGGAAGGAUAAAAUUUAAACCGGUGCCAAAUUUGACACUUGACAGCCAUCAGCCCCCAUCAACUGUCACAAUAGCUAACGUCAAAAUCUUUUCAGGGUCGCGUAUAAUGACCGAACUUUAAUCUUGCCUAGCCUGGAGCCGCUCGUGGUCGAGGAAACAUGUUCAUGGUAACAACCCGCACAUAACCUCACUUUUGUGCAGUCGCCCCCUUGAGCCGCACCAUGCCGUUGCCUCAAAACUUCAACGCUUUACUCGGUGCCGGCGUGUUCGGGAUCGUGUGCGCAGCGACGCUGUACGUGGUAGAGCACUACCGACAGGACCGGAGACGACAUGCCAUGGCCAAAGACCUGGCCCGCUUAGACUCGGAGUUGGCGGUGCUGCGGCGGGAACUCGACUCACUCUUAGCGCAGCAAAAGCACAAGGCCACGAAACGUGUGAAACGCAACAAAGAGGUGUUCAUUACGUCGUCGAGCACCACGGAGGAUUACACGUCGGCGGUGGACGCGGACAGCUCGGAUUUGGAGUUCUACGACGUCAGCGACGACGAGACGGCCGAUCGGAUUAAUGGGGAUUUGGACCUAGAACGUAUCGACAAGACCCUCGAGGAAGGCAACAUAACCGAGCUCGAAUCCUGCGUCCUCGAGCUCCAGAAUCUCUGCCUGGAGUUCCCCGAGAACCCGCAACUCUUAUGGCGGCUAGGCAAAGCGCACUACCGACUCUUCGUAAAGACUGAGCAACAAGACCACAUAGCCAAAGGUAUCGAAGCCUGCGACACAGCUCUCAAACUAAAACCCGAGCUAGCCAACGUCCACAAAUGGUACGCCAUCCUGGUGGGCGAGCGCUCCCAGUUCCAGCCAAUGAAAGAAAAGAUCCACGACGGGCACCUGUUCAAGCAGCACGUGGAUGCCGCGGUUAAGCUAAACCCGAUGGACCCCACUUUGCACCACAUGCUGGGUCGAUUCGCUUAUGACGUGGCGGAAUUGAAAUGGUACGAGAGGAAAGUGGCGUCGGCGUUGUUCGCGGAACCACCCAGUGGUACUUACGAUGAAGCUUUAGAGCACUUUUUGGCCGCCGAGAAUCUGUCGAACGACGAGUGGAAGGCAAAUUUGCUGUAUGUUGCCAAAUGCAAGGUUAAGUUAGGGGCUGUUGAAGAGGCUGUGGUUAUUUUAGAGAAAGCGGAGAAGGUUGAAACUGGCAAUGGCGUGGAUGAUCAGACGGAUGUGGAAGUUAAAGAGUUGCUGAGGAAACAUAGACGGUAGAUAAUUUUAGGUGGUUUUUAAUUUGUAGUGUCGUAUGUUGAGGAAAAUUUUAAGGAUGGAUUGGGGCGGUUGUUUUACUGGUAUUUUAUACAACUUUUUAUGGGCAUAGCAUUCCAAAUAAAAUACACGGGUUA